AUGUCCUGCACCGUUGCGGGCCUCAACUUCCUCCUUACCACAGUCAAGGAGGAGCCAGCCCCGGAUUUUGCCCGCAAGUUUGUCGACACCACCCGCCAUCCCUUCCCUUAUCUGCUCGUCAACAUCGGCUCAGGUGUCUCCAUCGUCAAAGUCACUGGUCACGGCCAGUUUGAGCGUGUCAGCGGCUCAUCGCUAGGCGGCGGCACAUUUUGGGGACUUGCGCGCAUGCUGCUUGACUGCGCCACCUUUGAUGAUGUCAUCCGCCUCACCCAUGACGGCGACAACGCAAACGUUGAUAUGCUUGUCGGUGAUAUUUAUGGCGGUGCGUACUCGAACCUCGGUCUCGACUCCAGCGUCAUCGCCGCCUCGUUCGGCAAGGCCACUAUGCGUAACGACCCUCCCGAGCUUCCCAACUUCUCCCCCUGCGCACCCGUAACCGCCACGGAUCUCAGCGCCACUUUUCGCCAGCAGGACAUAGCCCUGUCGUUACUGAGAAUGGUUUCCUACAAUAUUGGCCAGAUCGCCUACCUGAACGCCCGUGUGCACAACUUGGAUCGCAUAUACUUUGGCGGCAACUUUAUCAGAAACCAUCCCUAUACCAUUGCCGAUAUUUCUUUUGCCGUCGACUUUUGGUCGGAAGAGAGCAUGAAGGCACUGUUCUUGAGACAUGACGGCUAUCUCGGUGCUAUCGGCGCCUUUAUCGGGGCUUCCAGUGACGCCCCGACCAAAAUUUUCAAGAACCAGAAGCAAAGCACGCCCAGCAGCGAUACACGACACGGUGCAAAAGGCUCUCGUGAGCACAAGCAACGCGCAUCGCAGCAUGCAAACAGCAUGACGAAGGAUGCGAUGCACCCUGUUGACGACCUUGUGUUGACUAAGCCGGCACUUGCUGAGGACACUAGCCCGCCCAAGCCGCGAAAUGGGAUGAUGGAAGUCCCCAAUGGCACGGCAAAGCGGAAGAAGAGCAAGCGCACCAAGUCGGAAGACAGGGCAAGCGCUUUGACCUCGCCUAUGGCGAACGGCAACUUGACUACAACGGCCCAAGGAAAUAAAGACUCCUCGGCCACAGGGCAUCAAAAAGUCAGCACUGGCGAUUGGACAACUGUCACAAGAACUCGCCGCAAAAGUGCGUGCAAAGAGAACGGACAAACAUUUGCAUCAGAGUUGCUCUUUGUUAUUCGCGCGAUUCUUCACACUUCUCAGUAG
Messenger RNA from Chondrus crispus (carragheen), 1206 nucleotides. RefSeq lists its product as hypothetical. Bases 1 to 1206 code for a protein of 401 amino acids. Gene Ontology annotation, molecular function: pantothenate kinase activity; ATP binding. Gene Ontology annotation, biological process: coenzyme A biosynthetic process. Lineage: Eukaryota; Rhodophyta; Florideophyceae; Gigartinales; Gigartinaceae. The transcript has 4 exons. The record is from RefSeq and is a predicted model, not a curated record. Gene Ontology annotation, cellular component: nucleus; cytosol.